GCGCUCCAGCCACGCGCAUGCGCCUCUCACUUGUUACAAAAACUAGGUUAUAUCGGAAAUUUUCAAACCGACGAAAAUGUAACAAGUUCGCGACAAAAUGAGCAAAGACAAGACGUUUCAAGAGCGCCUGAAGAACAUCUUCAAGAAGAAGCCAGAUUUAGUCAAUGUGCCCCCAAACCGCGAGUUUAUCCUAACCGAUGAGCUGCUGCGCGACCUGGGGAAGGACGCCCCCACCCACACGCGCGUCAAAGCCAUGAAGGAGCUGGCCCCGCAUUUGGCCAAGCUCGAGCCGAACGGGGUGGAGAAGUUGUGGAGUUGCAUUCAGGACAUGUUCCUGCGGGAGUACCCCAACGAUGUGCGGCAUGCCACCUUUGGGUUUCUCCAGAGCGUGAUUCGGAGCCAGUUUGAGAGGAUUGAUGUGAUGAGGGCGCAGUUUUUUCGCUUUAUUAAGCACCAUGAUAACCCCCAGGAUGUGGCUCAUAGGGUGGAUCUUUUGGCCGCUUUGACCAAUGACGGGAAGGAAGUGGAGCACUUUGAGGAGGAAAUUGGGCCGUUUCUGCUCAAUUGGAUCACGGAUGUGAGUCGGGUGGGGAAGUUGCACGAAUUUUUGAAAAUUUUGGAUAAUGUGAUCAAGUUUAAUUCGCCGCAUUUGGACGAGUACACAAUGACCGGCUACGUCAAACACAUUUGCGUCUUGUGCUGCAACACCAAUCAAUUCCCGAUCGUUAUUCUGUGCUUACAAAUUUUGGGCACCGUUGUGGCUUACAGUAUUUUACCUCCAGAGUCAUUAUCACAAUUUGUGGGUACUUUAUGUCGCACUGUAAACAUCAAAUGUUACUGUCCCGCGAGUUGGAAGACCAUGAAAAACUUGCUUGGGACCCAUUUGGGUCAUUCGACCCUAUUCACAAUGUGCCGUUUUUUGCAAGAACCGAACUUAAAACACGAUGCUGGGCUUAUGAGAGGCUGCGUUUUUUACAUACAUAUGGCACUGUGGGACAUUAAUUCGAUGCAAAAUCUUUGUUGCCCCCCUAGCUCUGUCCUACCCUCAGUUUUACAAGCGGUUCGGUGUAACCACCCAUCAGUGGCGUACGAAGUGAUUUUAGGGAUCCAAAAAUUGAUAAAUAAACAAGGAUUGGAUUUAUUGGAGCCCACGUGGGACAUAAUCCUUGAAAUAAUCCUACACAUAGUCAAACAAGUCGAAUUGGCCCCAAAUGAAGUUCCUAACAGCUCAACAGCACUGACAUUGCACGAAAUUUUGAACACAAUCGAGAAUCUAAUCGAAGUUGGCAAUUACAAGGGUUCAAUGAACCAGUUUUUUGCAGUCAUUCAUGAAUGUUCACGUGAUCGACCCGAAACAAGCGUCUUAAAACUAAUCAAAUACCAGUCGAAAAAUAUCAGACCGACUGAAAGUGCCUGGUUACAGAACCUAUUCAAUUUACUUAGCAAUUAUUUCAAGCCCGAAGUUCGCACUAACAUACGCUUGAAAGUCCUGAACGUGCUUGAGGACACGAUACGACUUUACGGUCUCUACGAGGACGAGCUAAUCAACCACAUUGUCAUCCCACACAUGCAAAAUAUCGCCCAAGACGACAAUGUCGUGGUCCGAUCUGAAGUAGCGAAGCUUUUGGUUGAUUUGUGCAAAAACUACAACAGUAACAUUUGCACCGAACUGCUCGAAAUCCUCGAAAAGCUACUCCAACGCCCACCGAACGCAAACAACGAAUCGGAUUUCCUGGACGUUGGAGUCCUCGUCCCGGGAUUGGUCCAAGUCUUCGCGCGCAAAAUCCACAAAUUACCGUCAAGCCACGCCGUCUUGAUUUACAAAAUUUUCGUCAACUUCCUCGAACGCAAUUUACUCAAACCGCCGUUUAAGGAAUUUAAUCAAAGUCGGCUCAUGAUUUUCGAUUGUUUGUUAAAUAUGCGGGCUGAUAGUUACUGUCGCCUCGGGCUACCUGAUCCCGAUACGAAACAAAUGAAGUACAGUCCGUAUUUGUGCGUGAGUUACAAGCCGAACGAACCGAUUGUUACGUCACCGCCGACUACGUCGCCCAGUCAAACGCCAGUUUGUAAAGUGACGUUUCUCGCAAUCGAGAGUGCCUUUAAAUUGUUGUUGAAUUAUUUGGAAAAUGAGAAAGAUUGGGAAAUUUUGAAGCUUGUUAUGGAAAAAUUGCCGAAAAUGUUGGGCAAUAAAGCGAUCGUUUUGACAAAAAGUGGUAAUCCGGACCUGAACAACCUUGUCGAUGUUUUGUGUACCAUGUUACAAAACCGUUCGCUGAACUUAAGCGAAGUCAAAGUGACUCGUUUGGAGUUUCAAACCGCCGUGGUGUCAGUCAUGGUGGCACUGUCGUCCUAUGGAAACAGUCUCGACCAGUACCACCAACAGUUGCUGAUAAAUACCCUAACUCGAAGCACCGGCACCGACCCACGUUGUUCCCGCCAGUCGAUAAAUUCCCUAACAAUUUGUAUGGUCGACAUGCGUGAAACAAUGAUGAAACUACUACCUGACGUUCUCCUACGUCUAUCAAAAAUAUCCGCAACUAAAUACAUCGCAAUGCCGGUGUUGGAAUUUCUAUCAACUCUAUCGCAGUUACCUAACGUUUACGCGAAUUUUGUCGGCGACCAAUACAUGGCCGUCUUUGCUAUUGCGCUCCCGUACACUAACCCGUUCAAAUAUGACAAUUAUAUCGUCUCAUUAGCCUAUCACGUGAUUUCGGUUUGGUUCCUAAAGUGUCGUCUGCCGUUUCGGCGCGAUUUUGUCAAGUUUAUAGUGAGCGGUCUGCAAACAAACGUCAUGGUUCCGUUUCAAGAAUUAAGUCAAUUUAAGUUGAGCUUAAGUAGCAUGAAUCAGGACAGCUCUGACCGGAAGCGCAGCUCGAGUCUCACCGAACAGGGCUCCAGACGCCGCGUUAAGCCCGACCCUGUCAAAAAGAGCCCCUUUAUCCAGAAAACAACCCCGAGAGACAAGACUGUUUUAACGUUCUACGAGGAAUUGAACGAGACUUGUAUUGAUUUAAUGGCCCGGUACACAUAUUCCCCGUGUAGUGCUCUGCCCUCGCGACUCCCCACCGCUGAGUUUUUGCUAAAUGGGGGCAUUUCCAAGUCGUGGAUGUUGGGCAAUAAAUUGAUUACGAUUACGACGAGUGGUUGCACCGAACGUGUGUUAAAACACGGCGUUUGUGAUAAGUGUUGGUCGUUGUGCAGUUCGCAUAAUAAUAGCAAAAUUGCGAGAUAUGCAAGGAGCAAUAGUGGGAAUGAGGAGAAAGAGUCGUUUCUGACGCGACAAGGUUCGAGUGAGGAGGGGAAAAGGUACGAUUCGGCCAAUCUACCGAAGCUGAUUGGCGGAGAUGACAGGAGGGAGGCGCUAGUGUGCGCGUGCUGGUGUCAGGGGUGGGCCGAAGUGUUGAUCAGGAGGCCCACGGGCAACGUGUCCUGGGUGAUGAAGGUCCAGAACCAGGUCUCGUUCAAGCAGCACAUUUUCGAAUUCCCCCUCAACGAAAUGUCCACUCUCUACAUGCCCGACCUGUUCUUCGAGCCAAGCUCAGCCAUCUCGAUCGAAGAACAGGAAGAAACGGAAGAAUUUGAAGAAGCUGUAGCUUCAUCAAGCAGUCGUCCGGUCAGCGUACCAGGCUCACCCACCAAACAGUCUCUAUCUAGGCAAAGUUCGCGCGAUAGCGCCGACGACGAACUAGAAUUCGUGUACGACGACGGAACAAAAUCACGAAAUCCCGUCCGUCGUUCGAAUUCUAGUCCCGAAAUGGCAAACUGGAAAAAUCCCUUCGUGCAUCAAAAAAUCGAAAACGACUCGGGGAAUCCCGACAAGAAGGACGUCAGAGUGAGCUGUGAGGCGAUUCCGGAGGAGAUUUCCGGUUUAGGGACAAGUCCGCCGACUGGAGAGCCCCCGAAACAGGAACACCCCUCACUUCUCACGUGUUACAGUUAUCCGGGGUCUUCGCCCCCUGGUGAAAGUGGCAUAGCCCCUAAACCCUACAAAACGGUCCCGGCGUCCCCCAAUCAAAUCAAUUCCCAGUCACAGCCGACUUUUGUACAAGAAACGAACGUCCUUGACCGACCUAAUAAUUUACCCAACUUGACUAAUCUAGCCCCCUUGACCACCAAACCGCCCCAGAGCCCCACUCAGACCUCGCCCCGACUGCAGCGGCACGCCGACAAAGAAAAAGACGGAACCUCGAUUCAGAAGAGCUCGUCUUCGUCCAAGAUCGAGAAAAAUCGUGCGAAAGCGCCGGACCCGAGUUUGGCCGAAAAGCGCGAUCGGUUGCACACGAUCUCGGUCAUGAGCACAUCGACCCGAAAACCAACACCACCGAAAAAAAUCCCUAAGGAAAUACUCAAAAGUGGUUUAAACCCUAGUUUUGUUUUCCUCCAAUUGUACCACACUGCGUGCUUUGGUAGCACUUCCGAAGUGCCACUUUACGUACCCUCGUGUACUGUUAUCGACCGAGCGAUCGGUAUUUUAGAUCGGAUGUAUCCGUACGAAGUGCACAAAAUCGGGGUCUUGUACAUUAAUGAAGGCCAAGUCGAAAAGGAGGCCGAAAUUUUGCGCAAUACGUGUGGGUGUGUCCGCUAUAUGGAGUUCUUGCAGAACUUGGGCACUUUGAUUCGAUUGGCCGACGUUAACCCACGUGAUAUUUAUCUAGGGGGCGUGGACCAGGGCGGGGCCGACGGCAAGUACAUGUACACGCAUCAGGACGAUUUGGUUAUGUUGGCGUUUCAUGUGGCGACUUUGAUGCCGAAUAAAGAUAGCGACCCGAAUGGAAAUUACAAAAAGGCGCACGUUGGCAACGAUAACGUUGUCAUUGUGUACAACAACAGUGGGCAAGAGUUUGACAUUAGUACGUUUAGGAGUCAGGUGACUUUGGCGUACAUCAUCGUGGAGCCACUCGAUUAUCAGUGCAAUAAAGUCGAGGUCAAGGUCAAGUCAGACUUGUUGAAAAUCAUUGGAUCAAACGAGGUUAUAGUUGUUUCGGACCAAAGUGUGUCAAUUUUAGUGAGGCAACUUGCCAUACAUGCCGAUUUGGCAGCGACUGUUCUCAAUUCGCUACGGAGUCACGCGACUGAUCCGUACGCCUCUAAUUGGCUGGAAAGACUGAGGAAAUUGAAAAAUUUGAGAGAGAAGGUCGUACAAGAGAACAAUAAGAGGAAAGAGGCGCAGAAAGGCUUCAGCGAGGAAAAGGACAUCGUGGAGGAUUUUACCGACUUUACAUAAUUUUUUGUUGCAUUUCUAUUACCAUUACCCAAUAUAUUACUAUCGAUUGA
Messenger RNA from Tribolium castaneum (red flour beetle), 5274 nucleotides. It is a transcript of the gene gig, whose product is annotated as gigas. The transcript is spliced from 20 exons. Gene Ontology annotation, cellular component: nucleus; cytoplasm; TSC1-TSC2 complex. Gene Ontology annotation, molecular function: GTPase activator activity. Lineage: Eukaryota; Metazoa; Arthropoda; Insecta; Coleoptera; Tenebrionidae. The record is from RefSeq and is a predicted model, not a curated record. The coding region runs from base 98 to 5224 and encodes 1708 amino acids. Gene Ontology annotation, biological process: negative regulation of TOR signaling; regulation of cell cycle; negative regulation of phosphatidylinositol 3-kinase/protein kinase B signal transduction.